CCUUGGCAGCGUUCUUGCCUACUCGGGCGCAGUCACUUGCCAAGAUGCAGUGGGAGCGCCAGCUCGGCUACCGUGAACUACCAGAACGCUGGCGUGUCUGCUUGCGCACCGUCGAUGCCGUCAUGUCUUUGACCAUGCACGCACUGCACUUCGAACACUAUGUCAAGAAAAACUCGCUCAACUUCAAGAACCACUUCUCCAAGUUCACCGGCGUGGUGUCGGCCUUCAGCAGCUUCUUCAGCGACUAUGCGAAGUCACGGAUAGAUGAUUACGCCGUGUGCAACUAUAAGCUGGAAAAACUACGGCUUGAAAGUUUGGCUCCGAAUACUUCCAAAGCACUAAACAUGGACAUCGACUUCUACGACGGGGUUCCCUUUGUAGAAGACGGCAACGCUCUGGAGGGCUACUACGCGACGCGCUCGUACGUCAGCCGCUCACUGUGGGACGCUGCACUAAACGGCACCGACAUUGGAUGGAGACGCUCCGUCUUCGACCUAUCCUGCUCGUAUGACCCUUCGAGGAACGUCUUCGAGCUACCCUUGAGUCUGUUCCACGAGCCAUUCUUCUACAAUGACGACACCCUUCCGUUCGACGAUCCCAGGGUGACAUAUCGUAUAGGAAGAGAGCUGGCUAAGGUCUGUCCUCAAAAUGGCAUAAUAUACGAUCCAGAGCGGAACCGUGCGGUGUGGCAGGAACCUCCAGGUGGCAGCAACGGUACCAUGGCCGACGACAUACGCUGCCUCGUCGAGCAGUAUGCUCAAUUCACCGUCAGGGAGUUGAAUCUCACGAUUGACGGCAUGUCUACGCUGCCAGAGAACAUUCUGGACAACAUGGUCGUUGCACCUAUUUAUGAGGCAUACCGUGAGGCUCACGCCAGCUCCCUCAAGGAGCACACCAUCCACCAUAUUGACGGCACCGCCUUCAACCAGGUCUUCUUCCUGUCCUACGCGCUGGGCCUCUGCGAGAACAUGGACAAAAUGGCACUUCGUGACAUGGUCCUGGAAGGAAGGGCGAGUCCAGCCAGGUUUCGGGUGAACGUGGCGCUGAUGAACUUCAACAAGUUCGGCAAGAUCUUUGGGUGUGCUCCGGGCACACCGAUGAAUCCUGUCCGAAAGUGCACCAUCUGGAUGAAGCACGAGUGA
Rhipicephalus microplus (southern cattle tick) is the source of this 1142-nucleotide messenger RNA. RefSeq names its product neprilysin-1. Gene Ontology annotation, biological process: protein processing. NCBI's taxonomy places the organism in Eukaryota, Metazoa, Arthropoda, Arachnida, Ixodida, Ixodidae. Gene Ontology annotation, molecular function: metalloendopeptidase activity. Gene Ontology annotation, cellular component: plasma membrane. The record is from RefSeq and is a predicted model, not a curated record.